Molecule: messenger RNA, 3828 nt
Organism: Vanderwaltozyma polyspora DSM 70294
Lineage: Eukaryota; Fungi; Ascomycota; Saccharomycetes; Saccharomycetales; Saccharomycetaceae
Gene: ECM16
Product: ATP-dependent RNA helicase ECM16
Exons: 1
Coding region: 1-3828 (1275 amino acids)
Biological process (GO): maturation of SSU-rRNA from tricistronic rRNA transcript (SSU-rRNA, 5.8S rRNA, LSU-rRNA)
Cellular component (GO): intracellular anatomical structure; nucleolus
Molecular function (GO): RNA binding; ATP binding
Source: RefSeq, a predicted model, not a curated record
AUGGGUACCUAUAGAAAGAGAUUCAAUGAGAAGGCUAGAGCUGGACAUAUGUCCAGACUUAAAGAGUUGAAAAGAAUAAGGAAUAAACAGUUUUAUAGACAUGAGGAGGAAAACGGUGAAGAUGAAGAUGAAGAUAAGAAGGUAGUUGAAGAUGAUACCGGUGAUUCAAAUGCAGAGAUUCUACAACCGUUGACUAAAGAAGAAAAAGAGAUGAAGAAAAGAAAGUUAGAAGAAUUGUUCACUCCAAAGGAAUCAAAAGUGUCAAGGUUGAAAAAGAAGAGACUGGAUAAAUUCAUCGACCAUCAAUUGAGAAGAGAGGAGAAAAAAACUAUAAUUGAAAAAUUACAAGAUUAUAAGAUUGAUACCUCUCUAUUGACAAGUUCUAAAAGAUUAGGUCAUGGAAGACAAACAAAGAAGGAAGAAUUUGCAGAAGCAUUGAGUCUCGAAAGACAAGGUAGAGGUAACGAUCAAACUAAGGAAAUUUUGUAUGAGGAACAUGAAGUAAAAGAAUGGGAAGAUGCUUCACAGAAUGAAGGAGAGGAAGAGAAUGAAGACGAUGAAAGUGAUUUUGAGUCAAAAUUUGGAGAUGCAAAUGGUCAGUCAACUUCCAGUUUUGUAGAUCGUCGUCCAGCUGCAAUGGGAGGCUCUGGUGGAUUUGGAUUUGGAUUUUCUAAUGUGAAAGUUGUAAAUUCUACAAGGCCAAAGCCUAAGAGAAAAUUCAAUUGGAGGGAAAGAGUUGAAGCUGAAGAAAGAAGAAAAAAUGGUGUUGAAGAUGCUAAUGACUUUGAAUCUUCAUCAGAAGAUGAAUCAGAUAUAUAUUCCGGAGAUUCAGAUAAUAUAUCAGAAGAUGAUGUGAUAUCCGGGGAUGUCAUCGAAGCUGAAGAAUCAGAUAGCUCUAUUUUAGAAUCAGGUGAAGAAGUAGAAAUUGAUGAGAAUGAAGAUGAAGAUUCCAGCGAGAACAAUGAAAGUGAGGAAGAUUCGAAUGACAUCAAUGCAAAAUUUAAUCAUAGCAAGGAAGCUGAAUCAUUUAAAGAAUGGGCUAACCAAGAAAUUAAGAGAAUUGAAGGUAGAGAUGUUGAAAUCCAAAUGCCAGAACUAAAUAUUGAUUACCAACCAAUUGUAAGAGAAGAAGAUUUAGAUGAUGGUCUACAAGAGACAGAAUUGAAUGUUGAUGAAUCUUUGGAUCGUAAAUCAUUUUUUGUCCAAGUCAAGAGGCCUGAGGAGAUUCAAGCUGUCAGAAUGAGUUUACCUGUCUUUGGUGAAGAACAUAAAAUCAUGGAAGCUAUACAUCAUAAUGAUGUUGUAAUCAUAUGUGGUGAGACUGGUUCAGGUAAAACAACUCAAGUACCUCAAUUCUUAUAUGAAGCUGGUUACGGUUCGCCUGAUUCACCAGAUAAUCCUGGUAUGAUUGGUAUCACACAACCAAGAAGAGUUGCUGCAGUCUCUAUGGCUAAUCGUGUUGCCCAAGAAUUAGGUGAUCACGGUAAUAAUGUUGCAUAUCAUAUUCGUUUUGAUAGUAGUGUCAAGGAUAAUACCAGAGUGAAGUUUAUGACAGAUGGUGUAUUGUUACGUGAAAUGAUGCAUGAUUUUAAAUUGACCAAAUAUUCGGCUAUUAUUAUAGAUGAAGCUCAUGAAAGAAACAUCAACACUGAUAUUUUGAUUGGUAUGUUAAGUAGAUGUAUUAAGUUGCGUGCCAGUGAGAACUCAAAAGAUCCAACAAAGUUUAAGAAGUUGAAAUUGAUUAUCAUGUCUGCUACUUUAAGAGUAUCCGAUUUCAGUGAAAAUUCCACUUUAUUUGCAGUACCUCCUCCUGUAUUAAAUGUAGCUGCCAGACAGUUCCCUGUUGCUGUUCAUUUCAAUAGAAGAACCCCAUAUGAUUAUCUAGAAGAAGCAUUCAAGAAGACAUGUAAAAUUCACAGAAGAUUACCUUCAGGUGCAAUUUUAAUCUUUCUAACUGGUCAGCAGGAAAUUACACAGCUUGUCAAACGUCUGAGAAAUGAAUUCCAAAAUAAAAAAGGUAAAAAAGUCUACAAUUCGAAUAGUGAUUUAACGACGAAUAUCAAAGUCAAUGCUAAGAAUUCAGUGGUGGAAACUGAGGAAAUUGACUUCAGUGUCGAAGAACGCCCAACUAAAUUUGAUGACGGUUUAGAUUCUGCAAAUGACGACUUUGAAGAAGAUUCUGAAGAAGAAGAAGGUUUCGAUGAAAUUUUGGAAGAAGGACAAACUGAGAAUGAUCCUUUAUAUGUCUUACCACUAUACUCCUUAUUACCAACUAAAGAGCAAAUGAAAGUCUUUCAAAAGCCUCCAAAGGGUUCCAGAUUGUGUAUUGUAGCUACCAAUGUUGCAGAAACCUCACUUACAAUUCCAGGUGUCAGAUAUGUCGUUGAUUGUGGUCGUUCUAAGGAACGUAAGUAUAAUGAAAGUAAUGGUGUUCAAAGUUUUGAAAUUGAAUGGGUAAGCAAAGCAAGUGCUGAUCAAAGAAGUGGUAGAGCUGGUCGUACUGGGCCUGGUCACUGUUAUAGAUUAUUCUCAUCUGCUGUUUAUGAAAGAGAUUUCGACCAGUUCUCAAAACCAGAAAUUCUGCGAAUGCCAGUUGAAAGUGUUGUAUUGCAAAUGAAGAGUAUGGCAAUUCACAACGUAGUUAACUUUCCUUUCCCAACUCCUCCUGAUAGAAUAUCUUUGUCAAAAUCAAUGAAAUUAUUACAAUACCUUGGUGCACUAGACAAAAAAGAAGCUAUUACUGAUGACGGUAAGAAAAUGAGUUUAUUCCCACUUUCUCCAAGAUUUACUAAGAUAUUAAUAGUAUCAAAUGAAUUCAAUUGUCUCCCAUAUAUAGUUACAAUUGUUAGUGCACUAUCUGUGGGAAACCCAUUUAUUAAUGAGCAUGAACUGGGUAUUGCAGAAGUGAAUAAUACAGAAGAAACUGAGGAGAAUAAUAAUAGCUAUUCAAGAGAAGAUCUUGAAGAAAAGAAGAGAAAGAGAUCGAAGUUUUUUAAGUCAAGAUCCAAGUUCAGUAAGUUGGAUAAAUACAGUGACGUAUUCAAACUGAUGAGUGUUGUAUCAGCUAUGGAUUACAUUCCCCAAGAUCAAAGAGAUAGAUUCUUUGAUUCUAACUUUUUAAGAGGUAAGUUGAUAAAUGAAAUCAUGAAAUUGAGAAAGCAAUUGAUGUACAUUAUCAAGUCUAAUAUCAGCAAAGAAGGUAUAGCUGUUGCAGUUAAUGACGAAGAUUUAAAAAGUGAUAUCCCGAAUGAAACCCAAAUCAAACUACUGAAACAAAUGGUAGCUGCGGGUUUCAUUGAUAAUGUAGCAAUCAGGGCAGAUUUCCUAUACCCUGAAGAAUACAAAGUUACGAACAAAACUUCAAUCAUCAACAUUCCGUAUAUUCCUGUGUUUGCACAAAAGAGUAAUGACAUUUCUGAAUCAUUUGUAUAUAUUCACCCAGGAUCUAUUCUAACAAAUUGUGGUGAACUCCCUCCAAAAUAUAUAGUAUUCCAUGGUUUACACUUAAGCAGUAAUAAUAAAAAGAGAAUGGAUGCGUUGUGUGAUAUAAAGGAUACACCACUUGCAAAUAUUGCUAGAAAGAGUUCAUUAUUAACAUAUGGUAAACCAUUAACAGGACAUGGGUUAAAAAUUGUAAGCAUUUCUCCUACUGAAAGGUAUUGUUAUGUUGUACCUAGAUUUGGAUCGACAGUCGACAGUGAUUUGAAAAUUGGAUGGGACCUGAACCCUGUAGCAGUACAUCAAGUGAAGGAACAAGGUCAAUGGAAUGUGACCAAGUUUGUCACCAAUAAGAACUAUAAAAAAUUAGAGGCAUCCCAAAAGAAAUAA